This is a messenger RNA of Phaethon lepturus (White-tailed tropicbird), 573 nucleotides long. RefSeq names its product zinc finger protein 180-like. Gene Ontology annotation, molecular function: DNA-binding transcription factor activity, RNA polymerase II-specific; RNA polymerase II cis-regulatory region sequence-specific DNA binding. The record is from RefSeq and is a predicted model, not a curated record. Bases 1 to 573 code for a protein of 190 amino acids. The transcript has a single exon. Gene Ontology annotation, biological process: regulation of transcription by RNA polymerase II. NCBI's taxonomy places the organism in Eukaryota, Metazoa, Chordata, Aves, Phaethontiformes, Phaethontidae.
AUGGAGACUCAUGACCAGGAAAGGCUUAGACAUAUGGAAGAAAAUAAGUUGUCAUCCGGAGAUCAAAGCGAAAACAUACUCCAAAAUGGUGACCUAAGUAGUCAAAAGGGUGAAAUAUCUCAAAAUACCAGUUUGAAAACACCCUUUGAGGACAAACAGACAGAGGUGUCUGGGAAGAAGAACUGUAGUGUGAGAGAAUUCCAGGACAUUGCGGUGUCAGGAAGAACUUCACCAGGACAGAGUUCUUAUCAGUGCAGCGUGUGCAGGAGGCGUUUCAGCCGCAGCGCAAACCUUUUCCAGCACCAGCGUAGCCACGCGACAAAGGGAGCUUACAGGUGCACGCAGUGUGCGAAGAGCUUCAGCCGCAGCUCAACUCUGACCCAGCACCAAGCGGUACACUGCAGGGAGCGCAUAUUUGAGUGUCCAAAUUGUGGUGACCGUUUCACGCGCAGCUCCAGUCUCACUCUCCACUGGAAGACUCAUGAAGGGGAGAAGCCCUUUGUGUGCAGCCAGUGUAGUUGGCGUUUCAGUAGUGCUGCUGAGCUGGCGGCUCACCUGGGGUUACACACGUGA